Messenger RNA from Aegilops tauschii subsp. strangulata, 3215 nucleotides. Its product is annotated as putative disease resistance protein At1g50180. Gene Ontology annotation, biological process: defense response to other organism. The record is from RefSeq and is a predicted model, not a curated record. Lineage: Eukaryota; Viridiplantae; Streptophyta; Magnoliopsida; Poales; Poaceae. Gene Ontology annotation, molecular function: ADP binding.
CCACAGGCCGACUCAAGGGAAAUGGAAGCUCUUCAUUUGUACCUGAACUACGCAAGGGAACUCUUUCUACUGGCAGAGAGGAAAGGAAGAGACGAGAGCAUAGCCAAGCCGGCAUCGACACAGCUGGUGGACGAAGAAAGGCAACCACAAGAUCUGAAGCACUGUGUUACACAAGCCAUUCAUUCUUGCGAACCCUGAUCAAGCAACGAAGACGAGCCUAGAAGCAAUAUGGCUGAGUCAGCUGUGAGAACCGUGCUUGGGAGCGUGGGCAACCUUGCAGUCCAGGAGACCACAUUCUUGUGUGCAGUCAACCUUGAAGUGGGGUUGUUGAAAGAUGAGCUGAUGAGGUUGCAGGCCUACCUCAAAGAUGUUGAUAGCAAGUGGAGAUCAGGAAAUGCAAGGGUUGCAGUCUUGCUGAGCCAGAUCAGGGAUGCGGCUUAUGAAGCUCAGAACGUCAUUGAAGCUGCAGAUCACAUGGAGAAGAGAAACAGGCUCAAGAAGGGAUUCAUGGGUGCUAUUUCAAGGUAUGCUAGAUUGCCGAAUGACUUGGUAACCCUUCGUAAAAUCGGUGUUGAAAUUCAACGUGUAAAAAGGAAGAUCAAGGAGAUUUUUGCAUCCGCACAAAAUCUGAAUAUUAGUCUGGAUAACAAUGUUUUUGUAAAGGACGAUUUUUCACAAGAUGAUGGUCCUAUACAUCAAAACUCUGAAGAUGAUGUUUUCAUGGUUGGUUUUGAGGAUGAGCACAAAGAAAUAGUGGACAAGUUAGUUGACAAUGAUUACCUGCUUAGUGUUGUGUCUAUAGUUGCCAUGGGCGGGGCAGGAAAGACAACACUUGCUAGAAAAGUCUACACUUCAUCUAGAGUCAAAGAGCACUUUGACACACUUGCUUGGGUGACUGUAUCUCAAAAGUUCAAGGGCAUUGAUUUGCUAAAGGAUAUCAUGAAACAAAUAACAGGGCACAAAGAUGAGUCAGUUAACCAAAUGACGGAGUAUGAGGUGGGAAAGAAGAUCAAUGAAUUUCUUUCAGAAAAGAAAUACUUUGUUGUUCUUGAUGAUGUUUGGGAAACAGAUACAUGGGAGCAAUUAAACGGAAUGAUUACAGUCUUUCCAGAUGCAACUAAUGGUAGCAGAGUACUGUUAACGACACGAAAAGAAUAUGUUGCAAAGCAUAUUCAGAUGCCAACCUAUGUUCAUCCUUUGAAGAAAUUGAAUGAAGAGAAAAGUUGGCAACUUUUUAGUAGCAAAUCUUUACCAACAUACAAAAGGUCUGCCAUACGUGAUGUGGACGAGUUUGAAAAGCUUGGGAGAAAGCUUGCAAAGAAAUGUGAUGGAUUGCCACUUGCACUUGCAGUUUUGGGAGGUUAUCUGUCUAAAAAUCUAAAUGCACAAAUAUGGUCCGAUAUACUCUCUGAUUGGCCAGCAACCAAAGAUGGACAAAUGAUGAGUGUCAUACUGGCACGCAGUUACAAGGACCUACCAAAUCAUCAUUUGAGAUCUUGUUUACUUUAUUUUGCUGCUUUUCCUGAGGAUUAUCAAAUAGAUGUGCCGCAUCUUAUUAACUUGUGGAUAGCAGAAAGCUUCAUUCCACAUACACCAAACCAUACACUAGAAGAAACAGCACGGAGCUAUGUAACCGAGUUGGCUCAGAGAAGCUUGGUCCAAGUUGUUCGCAGAAGUACGGCACAUGGAUGGAUAGAGAGAAUAAGGAUUCACGAUAUCUUGCAUGACUGGUGCAUACAAGAAGCAAGACAAGAUGGUUUUCUUGAUACCAGCAACAAAACUGCAGACCAAGCUGGUGCAUCAUCAUCAUCAUCUGAUAACUUGAUAUCUUAUCGUUUUAGUUUUGAAACUUUGAGUGAUCAGAUUUUACCUGCAACGCCUAAUGUCCGAAGUCUGCUUGGCUUUGAGCUUGAAUCAGUGUCCCUUCCAAAGCUGAGAUUCCUGAGAGUUCUUUGCAUUGAAGAUUCAGCACUAAAUGAUUUCUCGACUGUAAUUGGUGGGUGCAUUCACCUAAGAUUGCUUAGGUUGAGAAAUUGUCAUGGUGUGACGCUCCCUUCUUCAAUUGGCAAACUCCUUUACUUGCAGACUAUAGAUCUCAAACACACACAACUUGAGUCAGUACCAAACUCUCUGUGGGAUAUCCCUACUCUAAGGCAUGUUUACCUUCACAGUGGGUUUUCUCCACCACCACCUGCAAGGAGUGUGCGACUGCAGUCGAAAGAGCUACAGAGCUUUGUGUUGGAUCUUUAUCCUGUUGGCGCUGAUUUCCGCUGUCAUGACAUGAUGAUUUUCUUGGGCCAGAUGAAUCAACUAACAACCUUCUCCUUGUCGAUGUACCUCAAUAUACCAGCGGAGGUGGUCAACAUAUUUGACAACAUGCCUCACCUGGUUGAUAUUAGCCUCCUCAAAUUUGAUGUGCUCGAUAGGCUGCCUGCUGAGUUCCCCCAAAGCGUACGUCGUCUUGUUCUAUAUGCUGAUGUCAUAAAACAAGACCCGAUGCCGAUCCUGGAGAAACUCCCCUGUCUUGUGGUGUUGGAGUUGAGUGGGUACAAACGCCAGACCAUGUGCUGCUCUUCCCAAGGGUUCCCUCGGCUGCAAGAGUUAGCACUUGGUAGUUUUUCCACCGAGCUGUGGAGGAUGGAGGAAGGGGCAAUGCCAAAGCUCUCCCACCUGACACUUUGGCGGUGGGAGAAGAUGAGCAAGCUCCCCGUGGGGUUGCUGCACCUUCCGUCCCUCGGUCACCUGAAGCUGAGCGAUAUGGACCAGAUUUCUGAAGAUGACAACACACUAAAUGAGCUGCGGCGGAAAGGAUGCGAGGUGGAGAAAUCCGGCGCCCUGGAAUUCUCCCUCGAAUCCAUCUCUCACUCCUCGGAAUCCUCACAUCUCUUCUUUCGUGUUAAAUAGUGUAAUGGGAAUGAUAGUUCAAGAUCUUUACGGGGAUGGACGAGAUAGAAGAAUAUUGCUCCAGGAUGGAUCCAUGAACACUUCAUAUCCUUCCAACCGCAUGUAUUCUGUGGAAUAUGUACCAAUAAAAACGCUUCGUCGCCGAGGCGAUGCUAUGAGUAAUGAGUUGCAUGUACGUGUUCCUUUUUCUGAUUUGUAACCUGGCUUGGCCAUCCUGUAUUGUGUGUAUUAGUACCUAAUCUUUUUUCUUCUCUUUUCAUGAUCAAUGAACAAUGACUUGUCUCGUUUGACAUCCGUAUAGCCAACUGUUA